GCACCCCUGGCUUGGGGCGCACGUGGGCUUGGGGGUUAUGUUUUCCCAUGGGACAGUGUUGACCCAAAGACCGUGGUGGGGUUUCACCCUGAAAUGUGGCUGGGCCAGAAGGGAAGGUCCCCCCUGGGAUGUGCAGAGGUGAGCGGAGUUGGGGGGGAGGGUUUGCUGCUGCGGGCUAUUUUAAAACCCUGGACCAGCAGCCCAGAGUCUCUUCUGCCAGCCACCCUGGGGAGCUGGACGCGGUGACGUGUCAACAGGCAGGCAUGGUGGCUUUGCCUUCACCAGCCCUGAUGUCUGUCCUGUUGCUUUUUGAAGUCCAUGUAAUGGUAGGGCUGCUCCUUUCGAACCUGGCAGCUGCCACAUUCUCCUGCCUCCCCCUUCCCCUGUGGGCAGGGGGAGGACUGACCCUAGAUUUUGGGGUUUUCCCCCUAUUUCCCCAUGCGGUCUUGUUCCAGAUGCUGCUGGGGGACAGGAGAGCUGUGCUGGUGAGUGGUAUCCCCCAUCCCUGCCCUCGCUCCAGUGCCUGCCCAGUGCCAUGGUGCCCAGCAGUCACCCCGCUCCCCUCCUCCCCAGCCCUGAGGCGGGGUGACAGGUACCACCGGUGCUGCAACAUGGUGGAGCUGGAGGAGCAAGGCAACGGGACUCCCAGCCCUGACUUGCCCUGGCGCUGCCCGGAGCUGAGGCGCUCCGGCAGCCCCGCUUGCACCUGCCUGCGGGAGCGCUGGCUCAGGCUGCUGCAGUUGGAGUGGCCGGCGCUGCGCAGCAGGCUGGCUGGGCUGAAGGUGCUGCUUCUGAACAUCAGCAGGACUGUCACCCACGAUGUCCUCAUCACCUUUUCCCCCAGGGAGGGCCCUAGGUUGCUGAACAUGACAGAGAAGGGGAAGGCAGGCAAAAUCCAGCUCCCCAGGGAGAUAUUCUGGUCCCUGAGCAGCCAGACAGCACGCGUGGUGGUGACAGUCCUCAACGUCCAGCAGCUUGGCAUGUUUGAGGAGAUCAACCAGACGGGGCAGGUCCUGGAUGACACUGUGGUGGGCAUCACAGUGGGAGAGACGAGCAUCUCUGGGCUGCAGGACCCCGUGCAGCUCACCUUCACCCACGGGCAGCUGCUCCAUGGCGUCUCCCCGCAAUGCGUCUUCUGGGAUACCAGCAAAGGGCAGGCAGGAGGCUGGAGCAGCAGCGGAUGUGUCACACAGACCAGGGACAAGGGGACAGUCUGCUCCUGCGACCAUCUCACCUUCUUCACCCUCCUCCUGAACCCGGCUCUGAACAGGUCCACGGCACAAGCCUUGAUGGUUGUUGCCACCACUGGCUGCGGGGUAGCCAUUGCUUUCUCCAUCUUCAUCAUCGCCUUCUGCAUCUUCUUAAGGUGGAGAUUCAGGUCUGAGGAGACCCUCUGCAUCAACCUGGGGCUGCACGUGAAUCUCAUGGGCAGCGUGCUCCUCCUCAACCUGGCCUUCCUGCUCAAUAGUGGGCUCUCCGGUGGGACCCAGCUGGGGACCUGCAAGGUCCUGGGGGGGCUCACCCACUACUGCCUGCUCUGCUGCUUCACCUGGAUGGCACUGGAGGGCUGUCACUUCUACCUCCUCUUUGUCAAGGUCCUCGGCACCUACAUCCACCACUACCUGGCAAAACUGUGCCUCAUCGGCUGGGGCUUCCCUGCUCUUGUGGUGGGGGUGGCAGGAGUCAUCGGCAGCUACGGGGAGUACAGCAUCCAGACCACGGAACACCAGAUCAUAGCCCACCUGUGCUGGAUCACUUCCAAACAUCUCCUGAUCCACUACAUCACCAACUGCGGCUACUUCAGCCUCAUCUUCCUUUUCAACAUGGCUGUCUUUGGGGUGGUGACCCAGAAGAGCUGCUGCCUGCAGGGCACGGGGACGGUGCAGCGAGACCGUAAUGCCUGGAAGGUGGCCCUCAUGGUGAUGGGGCUCUUCUGCCUGCUGGGAGCCACCUGGGCCCUGGCAUUCUUCACCCAUGGCACCUCCUCUGAGCCCAUGCUCUACCUCUUCACCAUCCUCAACUCUCUCCAAGGAUUCUUCAUUUUCAUCUGGCUGGUCGUCCUGUACUACCCAAAGACGAAGGAGAUUGCUGGCUCCCUCUCCCACAUCAUCAGACAUGACAAAACCACCACAGACUCCCAGGACUAGCUGCUGGCUAGACCUCCCUCCCUGCCUGCGUGUGCCCCCGCUGAGAGCAAGUUUCAAUCCCCAUGGAUGCAGCUUCCCCAUGGAGGAUAAGGGCUCAGUUUACUGUGCCUCAGUUUACCCUUCAGUGGGCGUGAUCCACCUUAGCGGGGGCUCUUUGCUUUGGCCCUUUCAUUCCUAGUGACCUGCCAUGGGCAAGGAGCUUCGGAGAUGUCCCUUCUGCCAAAGUCCCUCCUGGCUGCAGCUCCCCCAUGGUCUUGAAGUGCCGCUGAUCUCAUUCCCCAGGGGCUCUUGUGGGGGUGAGGAGGGAGCCCACGAACUGCCUGCCUUCAGCCAGGAUGGAGCCAUCCCCCUCCUCACUAGAGAUGGCCUUUGGUGCUGGACCAUCCCAGUGGUGGGUUUUCCUGCUGGAUUGACUUGCUCCAGCCCAGACUCAGGAAGUUCAGGUCUGGGAAUCAGCAAAAACGGAGAAACCCAUGAGCUUCUUUGCAAUACAUCCUCUCCAAACUGACUGGGGCCAAGCUCUUCAGGCAGGGGUCUGCUGGAAGUCCCUCCUGCAAAACACCCUCUGGGGCCAGCAGCGAUUUCUGCGGGGACACUGUGCUUCAGCUGCAGCAGGGAAAACACUCGUCUUCUCCUUAUCUGUGUUUUAAUAUUAAACUUCUGCCAGCUGUCUGA
Messenger RNA from Harpia harpyja (harpy eagle), 2822 nucleotides. It is a transcript of the gene ADGRG3, whose product is annotated as adhesion G protein-coupled receptor G3. Gene Ontology annotation, biological process: adenylate cyclase-activating G protein-coupled receptor signaling pathway; cell surface receptor signaling pathway. Gene Ontology annotation, cellular component: membrane. Lineage: Eukaryota; Metazoa; Chordata; Aves; Accipitriformes; Accipitridae. The transcript is spliced from 11 exons. Gene Ontology annotation, molecular function: G protein-coupled receptor activity. The record is from RefSeq and is a predicted model, not a curated record. The coding region runs from base 129 to 2147 and encodes 672 amino acids.